CAAGCCCUGCCCUUGAGUCUGCCAGCGAGAGCUGAGCUGCGUUCUUUAUCAGGUGGAGGUUCUGCUCGGAGCCGGUCACUGCAGACUCGGUCAGCCUCGGGAACACAUUCUUCUGCUGGAGCUCACCUACCAACUGGAGCCAAGAUGCCCAAAACAGUCAAUGUUCGCGUCACCACUAUGGACGCAGAGCUGGAGUUUUCAUUCCACCCCAACACCACAGGGAAGCAGCUUUUUGACCAGGUUGCCAGGACCAUUGGACUACGUGAGAUUUGGUACUUCGGGCUGCAGUUUGUUGACGCCAAAGGGUUCAUCACAUGGCUGAGCUUCGAAAAGAAGGUGAUGGCCCAGGAUGUGAAGAAGGAGACUCCCCUGCAGUUCAAGCUGAGGGUCAAGUUCUACCCAGAGGAUGUGGCAGAGGAGCUGAUCCAGGACGUCACCCGGAGGCUUUUCUUUCUGCAGGUGAAGGAGGACAUUCAGGGAGAUGAUGUCUACUGCCCUCCAGAGACUGCUGUGCUGCUGGCCUCUUACGCCGUCCAGGCCAAGUAUGGAGAGUACGACAAGUCAGUGCAUCAAACAGGUUACCUGUCCUCCGAGCACCUGCUGCCCAAGAGAGUGCUGGAGCAACAUAAGCUGUCCAAGGAGCAGUGGGAAGAGAGAAUCCAGGUUUGGCACAGGGAGCACAGAUCAAUGCUGAAGGAAGAGGCCAUGAUUGAGUACCUGAAGAUUGCUCAGGACCUGGAAAUGUACGGCAUCAACUACUUUGAGAUCAAGAACAAGAAGGGCACAGACCUGUGGUUGGGAGUCGACGCUCUGGGACUGAACAUCUAUGAGAAGCAGGACAGGCUGUCUCCAAAGAUUGGAUUUCCCUGGAGUGAAAUUAGAAACAUUUCUUUCAGUGAUAAGAAAUUCAUCAUCAAGCCCAUAGAUAAGAAAGCUAAUGAUUUCAUAUUCUACGCCCCACGACUGCGAGUCAACAAGCGCAUCCUGCAGCUCUGCAUGGGCAACCAUGAGCUGUACAUGCGCCGCCGCAAGACUGACUCCAUAGAGGUUCAGCAGAUGAAGGCCCAGGCCAAAGAGGAGAGGCUGCAGAAAAAGAUGGAGAGGGAUCAGCUGGAGAGUGAGAAGAAGAAGAGGGAGGCCAUGGAGAAAGAGAAGGAGAACAUGGAGAGAGAAAAGCAGGAGCUGAUGAUGAAGCUCCAACAGUUUGAAGAGACAACCAAGAGAGCAGAGAGAGAGCUUCAGGAGCAGCUGGACAGGGCCAUGAGGCUGGAGGAGGAGAGGAGGAGGGUGGAGCAGGAGGCGGCCCGGCUGGAGGCUGAGAGGAUGGAGGCCAUAAUAGCCAAAGAGGAGCUGGCCAGGCAAGCUGAGGACCAACUAAAGAGCCAGGAGCAGCUGGCUUCAGAGCUGGCCGAGUACAGUAGCAAGAUUGCUGCACUAGAGGAGGCCAAGAGAGUUAAGGAGGAGGAGGCUGAGUCAUGGCACAGCAAGGCUAGGGAAGUGGAGGAGAGUCUGAUAAGGACGAAGGAGGAGCUGCACACUGUGAUGACCUGUAAUUCAGUUCCUGCUGCUGCUCCUCCUGCUUCCUCCUCUUCGUCCUCUUCGGACAGCGAAAGCGACCACGAGCACAGUGAAGAGAACAGCACCUACAGCGCCGAGCUGCAGACGCAGGGCAUCCACGACCACCACCAGGAGGAGGAGCGACUCACUGAGGCUGAUAAGAAUGAACGCCUGCAGAAACAGUUGAAGGACCUGAGCUCAGAGCUGGAACAAGCCCGAGACGACAACAAGAAGACCCAGAACGAUCUGCUCCACGCCGAGAACGUCCGAGCUGGCCGCGACAAGUACAAGACCCUGCGUCAGAUCCGUCAGGGCAACACCAAGCAGAGGGUGGAUGAGUUUGAGGCCUUGUAGAAACCUCAAAGACCUGAAGAUCUCUCCCAAAUACCUCCCUGAAGGCCCUGAUCAGCAAUGUUUUCAAUUUAAGUGUGAUGUAAUUGCAGCAACACCUUGUUUUAAAGACCCAGGAAAGCAUGGAGCUGAUCUGUGUAAAAGUACCUCCAUGAGUU
Messenger RNA from Micropterus dolomieu (smallmouth bass), 2066 nucleotides. It is a transcript of the gene ezra, whose product is annotated as ezrin a. The transcript is spliced from 13 exons. Gene Ontology annotation, biological process: positive regulation of early endosome to late endosome transport; regulation of organelle assembly; regulation of cell shape. The coding region runs from base 145 to 1911 and encodes 588 amino acids. Gene Ontology annotation, molecular function: cell adhesion molecule binding; actin binding. Gene Ontology annotation, cellular component: filopodium; apical part of cell; cytoskeleton. The record is from RefSeq and is a predicted model, not a curated record. NCBI's taxonomy places the organism in Eukaryota, Metazoa, Chordata, Actinopteri, Centrarchiformes, Centrarchidae.